CUUCUCGGGUUUUCCGUUUUUAGGCCGUCGCCCCUUUCUAUGGGGAGCAUGCGCAGCUUCGUGCCGGUGACGGCGCCGCUGCCCUUGGAGUACGGCAAGCCUGCGGGCCCAGUGCUGGUGCCGAGGACCGUGCUGGGCCACUGGCAGGUGCAUCAAGCUUUCGUGGUGCCUUCCGGGCCCACGGUGCAUGUGCCGAACUCGGUGCUCCGCGCGGCACCGCAGGAAACCCGGGCGCCGGUUCCGGCGGAGAAUGCGAGGCCUGCAAUGACGCCCCGCGCGCGCAAGAGUGCGAGUCCACCACGGGAGGAAGGGGCCUCUUGCGGCGGCGGCGGGACGUUGGGCGGAAGGAAGCGGCGCUCCGAAACAACCAGGCCCAAAGUCGAUUGCCGCCGUAGCGCGGAGCUGUUGUCGAGCCGGAAGGCGGCGCCGGAGAAGGAGCGGUCCCCGCCCUGGCCUGUAGCAACACCUCCGCGGAAGGCGAGCGCGGCGAGUAGCAUGUUCCGGGAGGAGGCGCGAGACGCGGCCACGCCCCGGCGCAGCCCAUGGGCGCGCCGAGGUCCCGGCUGUCGGGCUGAGUCUCCUCACGACUGCAUCGCCAGCAGAUCCCCGGAGCCUGAGAUGGACGGGGUCAUGAGAAGGGCCGGCGCAGGUAGGUCUUCUGGGGGCGGCCCAUCCUCCAUUUGCCUGGGGGACCCCGGCCAAUCCAAGCGGCCGCAACGCGCCUUCUCAGCGGACGUUGCGCGCUCCAGCCGCGCCAGGGAGGACUUCCAGGCCAUGCGCCGGGUCACCACCGGCCGGGACUGUGAGGCUUGGAUCGAUGCCUGGGUCAAUUCCAUGGAGCCAGCAGAGCUGCAGAAGUACACGAACUUUCAAGCCGCAGACUUCCAGGAGACCAGCCCCGACCCUCGCGCGCGUAGUCCGCGGGAGUCCGCGCGGUCCAUGCGCGAGGAGGCCCUCGAUAGGGCCCGCUCCCCUCGCGAGGAUGCGGCCCAAAGCGCGCGGUCCCCACGGCGGUCCGAGGCGAGUUGGAGACGCUCCGAGGCGUCCGCGCGCGGCGCCGACUUUCGCGAGACGGCGAGCUGGAGACGCCCCUCCGAGGCUGGCCGGCUCGGCUACGAGGAGCUGGAGGAGGAAAACUGGCGGCUGCGGGAGGAGGUGGGCAGGCUUCGGGGCGAGCUCGAGAAGUACCAAGACUGGUACGCCAAGCUCACCUCCAGCUACUACAACGGGAACGGCUUUCUGAAGUGACGGAUCGGCCCCUGUCGGGUUUGGGAUGACUCGAGCAAAGGACCC
This is a messenger RNA of Effrenium voratum, 1293 nucleotides long. The record is from the annotation of a GenBank genome assembly. Lineage: Eukaryota; Dinophyceae; Suessiales; Symbiodiniaceae.